This is a messenger RNA of Dinoponera quadriceps, 5202 nucleotides long. RefSeq lists its product as uncharacterized. Bases 3480 to 4715 code for a protein of 411 amino acids. Lineage: Eukaryota; Metazoa; Arthropoda; Insecta; Hymenoptera; Formicidae. The record is from RefSeq and is a predicted model, not a curated record. The transcript has 9 exons.
AGAGGCGAAAAGAAACGCCGGGGAUGCCGCAAGAAAAUUCCCCGUGCGUUGUAGAGUGAAUGAAAUCGAAAUGUCCAGGCGAAGAGCGUAAUUCGAGGGGGGAGGGGGGUGACGACAACGAGAGGGGGUUGUGAGGACGGGCGAAGGAAUCGCGAGUGAGAAAGAUUCACCCAAGCGAGAGUGAUAUAUUUGAAAAUGCGUAGCGCGAAUAUCUCGUCGAGUGCGGUGUGAAUAUUUUUCGUUCAGUAAGAGAAAAAUUGAAAUAAAAACAUAGACAAGGCUACCGGCGGCUUGUGAAAGCCGUGGAGUUCGCGAGUAUCUCCGAGGAGAGGUCAAAGCGGGGAGAAAAAUAGAGAGAGAGAGAGAGAGUGCACCCCGAAAAUCCACCCGCUUUCUUCUCGCGCGGCAAGAGGAAGACGCGAACUCUAUGUUCAUAUGACGAGCACACAUCCGCGAGUAGUAGUAAUGAUCGGAGAAGAUAAAUGUGUCAAAGAGGACGAAGAGAAAAAAAAGAGAAUCGCGGCUUCUCGAUUUCUCGAAUGAAUUAUAAAUAUUACAAAUUGUCGAUGUCGCUGUAGAAUAAUACACACAUGCGACAAAAGAGGGUGAAAGAAUACGAUGCCGAGUACGGACGAGAAAUUCCUGUUUUUCUUCUCGCUUUAUUAUUAAACGCCACUAUGAAAUGUCGGGAAUGCCCGAGACAUUCCCGUUUUUUUCCCCCUUUCUUUUGCGCUCCCUCGGGACAAUGCGAAAUUAGAAGGAGGGGGGAAAAAUGACGCGAGGAACUCAUUGGGAAAAUCGUUGGCAUUAUUUUGGUCCGACGCGCGCGCGUGCUUUAUAUACUUUCCUCUGAACGCCUUAUUGUGUCCACGCACGCACGCGUGGGUGCGUACUUCGCGAGCCCGGAGCAUGUACACACACACACACACACAUCCCGAUAAUAUUUCACGCAAAUAGCCGUAUUGCAAAGUAAUACUUUACUUAGUAAUACAAGUAAUACAGCUGGGGGCAUUCGCGCCCUCCUCCGUCCGUUCGCGAUUUUUCUUCCUUUCUUUUUCGGUAUUCUUUUCCCCCGUCCGGGCGUCCUCCCUAUUUUCAUCAGUCCGAAAAUGGCACGAGACGUACGUUUAUUUCCAACCUGACACUCGGAACUGAUAGAAAGGUUUCGCUGGCUGUUCGUCAUGCAGAAAUCCGUGACAGUCACUUUCGUCAGCUAUUUCGACUCGGGUCGCGAGAAUUUUCACGUGGUGGAAAUGUCGUACCUCUCUCCCGUCGAGAGAUUUAUAUAUACGUAGGCAGGCGCCAAAUUUAUUCAAAUUUCGCCAUUAUCGCGAGCCUAACGACGCGGGGAGAGGGGGGUAGGCUGAAUUAAUCGCGGUAAUCUUCCGCGCGGUGACUAUAUUCUAGAUUUGAGGUAUAUACCGUAUUCUACGGAAAGUGCUUUACAUAAAGGGGGUAUCAGCAGCGUACCGGUGUAGUCUACAUCCAACAACGCUAUUUACGCGAAGAGAGCACAGGUUCAUCCCGCAGACAAACGGGAUAAAUACGAGAUGUACUUCGCGAAAUAGGAAUCUCGCUGGGUAAUCUGAGAUACGAGAGAAAGGGAGAGAGAAUGGGUGGAAAUUUGAAUGGGUCUAAUAUUUUGACGAGCUGUUGCGCGAGCGCGGACGAGCGAUGAUUUACGCUUAACUAUUCCAUUGUGCUGAAUUUUGCGCACACGCAUCGGCGACUUCGGCGUGUAGCAGCCGAGGGAAACUUCCAAAAAUACACGCUUUCGUUCGGGCGUUUCGCGCACGUCGAUAUAUAAACGCCAUCAGUAAUUCAUGGCUCGUAAGCGCGUCGUCGCGAGCGCUGCGCCACGAUAAAGGGAAGGAAAGCGAGCGAAUUUAUUAGAAAUUUCCGUACGGUAAUGACGAAGAAAUUCCUCGGGAGUGCUCUCUCUUUAAUGCCGAGUCGAGUAAUGAAACAUUCUUCGGGACCAGGAAAUCAAUAGGCGCGUACCUCUACUUUUAUCCUCUCUUCUUAUCCCCCCCUCCCUAUCUCCCUCUUCGAAAACAAAAAUAUCGAAUCGCUCUUUCAUUCCCGCGCCUGUCUUCCCUCUCUGAUUUGCCGCGUUCUAAUGCUUUCAAAUAUUAUCCCUUCGACGAUAGCGUCGAUCAAAGAUAGACGUCUCUCCUCGUCGAUCAGAGCUCGUCCGACCGAAAAAAAAAAACAAAACGAGAAUCGUUGUAGCUCCGCUAUUUUCUCUCGUUUUCUCUUCGUCUUCCGGAAAACAACUGUGUGAUGACGCAAGAUAAAGACGUCAGAUAGAGUGUGCAUUCGAGUUUUUUCGGCUUUUCCCCCGAGUUCGGCGCGCUCCGUUGCGCAGAGUAUUGCUCGUAGCGCCGAGAGGAAUCCAGGAACUCAUAAGUAACACCCCGCGAAGAGACAUGCAGUUAUCCCCGACAAAGGACGCGAGCAGGAGCUGAUCCUCUCGGUCAUUUUCAUGGAAGGGGAAUAAAAAAAAAUCGGCGGCCGUGCGACGGAUGGGAGCAUGAUUCUGGUAGCGCGGCGAAUCCGGCGAAUUCGACGGAAAACCAGAAGAAGAGCGACGAGACGGUAGUACGGGACGGGUGAUAUGGAUGCCCGCGAGGACGGCGGGCUCGGUCGAACGAGAGAGGCCCGAAUCUGUUGACUUAACGACCCACCAAUUCCGUCGUACUUCCGUUGUGCUCGAAAGUGCGAGAGAGAGGGAGAAGGAGGGAGUUUCCGCGUGGCACGCAAGGAAAAUGACCGCGAAUCGCUGACGUCAUCCACGGAAUGUGAAUGUUCCUAACGUCGCGUCGUCGCCAGGUCGUUUCCAGUCGCAUAGAUCGCCGAUAUUUUCCUGUGGCAUGUACGUGACCCCAACGACGUGGAAGGAAAUUCGCGGCAGUAGAGCCUCGAGAAGAUCCUGCGACGGUGGUGACGGCGACGACGACGGUGCUGGUGGCAACGGCGACGACGACGGUGGUGGUGGUGGUGACGACGGUGGUGGUGGUGGCGGUGGUGGUGGUAGUACAACCUUGUGCCCUUGGUACCGCGGUACCGUGCCCUGAGGAACGGGGUGUAUGUGCGCGUGGGCGUUUGGAAAAACACACGGGGGGAACUCAAAAGGGCCUCACCGAAGGCGGUGCGGUGCCUGGUCUGCCGAAUCCCCUCGGUUGUCCGCCUCCUGCGCGAGACCCGGCUCGUGCAAGGCCAACUGCGCGAAUCGGUAUCGAACGAUACCGUCGAUGGAUGAGACAAUCGGCCGGAGCAACGUGAGAAAUAGCGAAAGUGCGUACAUAGUUUGGUCGCUGAACGAUGACCGACGACUGGCCGUUGUCGCAGUGGAGAUGACUACCAGGUUAGUGGCUCGUCCCGAAGACGACGACGACGACGACGAGGUCCACGAGGAACGAGACUCGGGCUAUCACUGCCACUGAUAGAGACCCGGCACCCCGUCGCAGCUCACAUCGAUGCCGACCGCCACAUCCACGAUACAAGGAAUGGGGAGUGUCGGCAGCAACGUGACAGGGACGACGACGACAGACCCGACGACGUUCCUGCCAGACGCAACGCCGACCCUGAGCGCGCGCGAGCAGCUCAAAAUCGAAUUCUACAAAACGUACGACGUGAUGACGGGGGUACGGAUCGCCGCGACCCUCGGCGGCUUUUUCAGCUUGAUGGUGUUGCUGGUGGUGUACAAGAGCAGAUGCAAAGCGAGCAAGCAACUGGAAGAUCCGACGCUGACUGCGGCGGCAGCUGCGGCGGUCGCGGAAGCUGAAGCCGAAGAACAAGCACUCGCCGCCGCACUCGAAGCGAUCGCCAGGUUACCAUCCAGGCCGGGUCGUGGUCCAAGAAGAUCGUUGUGCGUCGAGAUGAACCAGUCUCGUUCACCCGUGGUGCCACCUCGCUUCGCCUCAGUCGGAGGUGGGUACGACGCCCUGCUGGCACCGCCAAUCAGGCAGCCGAGAUUGGCUCCCCCCGACGAUCACAGAAGAUGUAGCUCGGUUACCUGUAGCAGUACUGGAAGUAGUUAUCUGGAACGAAGGGGUUCAGCCAUGGCGAUGCCGUGCCUUCCGCCUCCUCCAUCCUUUCCACGUCACGCUUACGAUGAGCCAUGGGAUUUAUAUUACCCUAUCGAUAUCCAGGUAAUACAGCCAACUCCGGAUUUAUCGCCGUGCGGCAGCGAGGCCGGUCUUUACGGUGGUGCGGUCGGCGGCAACCUUAUGGCGGCAUCGUCGUCGGGUAGAAGAGCGCCCUUGGCGUCGAUGGGCAGCGUGGAUCCUCCCGAGCCAGAUUCCAGAUCGCUCGGCUCGGAUUCCGUGUUCCUGAAAAACGAGGACGAGGAGGAGCAGUGCGUCGACACGGAGGACGAGGUCUCGGGCUUCUCCACGGACUCGGACGCGCCUGAGCCGAGUUGUCGGCGGUUCUUGCGGGUGCCUUCUAGGAAAAAGCGGAGCCUCGAGAGAUGGGACGGGUGCGCGGGUUGCGUGCCCAGACGACGGGCCGGUAGUAAACCCUGCCAAACGUGCUUGACCAUCAGCGCUGCCGUCGAAACCUCUAGGUCGCAGCAAGUCUCGACGACGACCAGUAGCAGUCAGAGUAGCGUGGGAUCCCCGCCGUGUUCACCGCCGAUCGAACUGAGACACAGACCACCAGCGCCAUUGCCAUCGAUCCCGCCGAUCUGGUCGCAGGAAACGCUCUUUUAGGAUGUCUUUUGUAGCGAGCAUGUUCUUCGUCAUCUGUUUUUACCGAGACACCAAGGUUGAAAGUCGCGGAGUGUCGACAUCCGAGGAAAUCAUUUGCCCGAGAAACAAAAGCCUCAGCGCUUGGUCUGAUCCCCAAACUGCCUUGUUGCGUCUCCGAAAAAAAAAAAAAAAGCAAUCGACCCCUUGGACUCCCAUCGACGUUAACACACUGAUUUCGCGUAGACUCGUCGCGAAGAUUCACCCGUUGAAUCGAACAAGCGGAAUCUCGAUCUCGUAAUUCGGACGGAACUCUGAAGGAACAUCGCGUGGAAUCGUUAUCGGGACGUCGAAAACGUCUUUAACUUCGUCGCGACAGAAAAUUACAGAUAAACAAACAAUGUCACCCGCGAAUCCCUGUGAUCUCGAGAAAGGACCAGGGAGUGUCCGAAUUAUUGCGUAAAAGAUGAGAGAGUUGUGUCGAGGAGAACGGUGCAGGUCGGGGGGGGGG